UUUGUUUUUGUAAGUUAUUGAGCAGUCUGAUUCUUAUUGAGCUACAAGAAGGUGGGAGUUAACCUUCACUAAUGAGUUCUUGCAGACGUACGAGAUGGAGUUUGUUCCAGAAGUAUGUAACAGAAUCAGAGAUACUUCAAACAAAGAUUAUGCACGGUGAUAGAAUAGACCAAGCAUGCGCCAUGUUGUCAUCACAUUGUGAAUUGAACGAUGUGAUUCAGCAGAAAUGCAGCCAUUACUCUUUUGGAGAUGAAUGUAUUGAUGACAUUGAGUCAGACCCUACAAGCCCAGUACUGUCUGACUCAAAUUCUAAUAUUCUGAGCAUUGAUACAGAACAUCAGAGUUUUCAGAGCAUCUCCAAAACAGACCAUGAUAAUAGUUCUCUGCAUACAAUGGGAGAUAUUCCAUCAGACUCUUUUCAAGUCAUUUUAAAUUCUCCUUCUGAGCAGAAUCCAGUAUUUUCAAGUAGUGAAAUGCUGUCGCAGCACAGUGGUGUACAGCUUCAUGAAGCAUGUGAUACUUCUAGUCAACCAGUCAUGAGAGAUUCUGAAGCAUUAAAUGGAAUAAACGGAGAAUUAAUUUUGUCCUCAAUGAAACACGUGGCUUUACAACAAAAUAAUGACCUGAAAAAGAUCAAUGGAUUUGCACAAUCCCAUAUUAAUCGAGAUAAAAGUAAAUCUUUUUCCAAAUGUAAACUGUCAUUGCCACAAAAUGACGUGUCAAGACUACCAGACUUUCCGCUAAAGUUCAAGUCUUAUGAUAUUUCAUUAGAUACAAUUCAGAGCCAAUCUAUAACAACUAUUUCUUCAGGUAUAAAAUCGAAAGAUUCAGGUAUGCCGAGAUCAGUGAGGUGUGUGAGGUUGCGCAGCGGUAGAAAGCGGUAUGAGCAAGUCCCAAGUAAAGUUGCAGAAUACAUUAGAAGAAUUAAGGAAGAGUGUAAGAAAGGAAAAUUUCCAAAGUCAUGUAUCAUUUCUAAAGAAAGUGUACACACAGAUGAAUUCAGUGAUGCCAGUGUUGAGAAUAACCUAGAGGCAUUGAUAGAAACAUUGAUAAAAAAAGUAAGGGAUCUUAAAUUUGAAGUAAACGCCAAAGACAAAUUUAUUUCAGAAUUACAAGAUUAUAUUACUAAACUGCUAAAUAAAUGUGCAGAAGCUGAAAACAGAACUGAUCAAAUGAGAUUUAAGGUGUGUCAUCCUUCGUCGAAAUUUCGUACUUGGGACCAAAAAAAGAACCGUAUUUUUCCAAAAGCAGAGAGUUUAAAGCGUGGUAGUAAAAAUCAAUUUAUAUCAGCAUACAAAAGAACAUUAUGUAUGAGGGCAGCUGAUGAAUCACUACCCGUUGACAUAAAUGAUUUGUUUUUGAGGAGAACUAGUAAUGUUGAAACCACAUCAAUGGCUCAGUUUAAUGAAGAGGAUAUAAGGCAUAAUUUAACUUUGAAUCCUGUUGUGACAUUGUAUAGCGGCUCGGUAAGAUUAGAUAAAAGAGUGGAGCCCCUUUCGGAGAUCUCAAGUGCAAAAACUACAGAAGACUCACUUGAGCAGGAAUUGUCUUUAUUCAGUAGAAUGGUAAGAGGAAGAUCAAAUUCAGAAAGGAUGUCUGUUGCACACUCGAGCAAUGUGUCUGCAGAUGAGCAUUCAGGCAGUGCGACGAGUCCCGAUCAGAAAUAUGUGUGUCGAUGUACAGGAAAUGCUGUUAGACCACGAGAUAUGUGUGAUCCCGGAACGUCACGUGCGGACGCGUGUGAGUUCUGCCUUUCACGGUUGAAACAGUUCGAGAAAAUGCCAGUGGUCUCUGAAAUAAAGAUUCCUGAAAGCAUAAAUGGCGAAGAAAGACUGUUGCGAACGAAGUCGUUAGAACAGAGUGGAUCGAGGAGCCUACGUAGUAAUUCUUUUGAAAAGGUUUCAAGAUGGCAAGAAUUCUUACCGCCAUCCUCUGAAUUAAUUGAACCAAGCCGGUACGAAAAUUUCGAUUGUCACAGCAGUGGACGUAAGACGUCCGAACAGAAUUUCACGCAGGAGUUUGCCACAGUAAUUCCAAGGCCUCUUAAUAUCGAUUCAUGCGAAUGUUGGAACCCAGAUGUGGAGCAGUCUAGUAUUCCGUUAGGACCUCGUGAUCAGAAACCAAAAAAUACAUUCCAAGAUUUCCGUGUACCACCAUUGGAACUUGGAAGUUUGGUAGAUGGUGAUGAUGCCAUUGACAGUGAUAUCAAUGGUGAUAAUAACACAUACACUAGCAGUGUGACUGCUAUACCAGUCGAAGAGGGAAUGUGUAAAACUAAUUUAGAUUUUUCUACCGAAGAAAAUUUGAGUUCCGGUCACCAGGAUAUAAGCGAAAGUACUACGUAUUCAUCCAGCACGUAUGCGACUUCUGAUUUUCAAGCAAGUAAAACACAAAACCAUGUGGAAUUUUCCAGUAAUAAUGUGGACCCACAUUUAAUAAAGGCUUGUGUUACGGAUUCUCAACAAGAACCGAAGACUUAUGGAAGAAAGUCACAAAGAAUGCAGUAUAAUAAUGUACAGCGUCUAAAGGAUGGCGCUGCUGGGAAAAUAAUGAACCAGAGCAAUAUUCAGAAUGAUUCGUUGCCAGCGUCAUCAGCAACUUCUACAUCAUACAGAAGUAUACAACGGUACAAGGCAACCAGAGAAGUCAAACUCACGUCAGCACAGCAGUAUUGUGAAGGAAAGUCUAGCCAACCUGCUGAAACAAAUGAUUGUGGUACUGGUGACUUUCCUGACCAUGUAAAAGAGCAGAAAUCCUCAGAUCAUCAUGCUGGAUCACAUGUAUGGAGAAGAAUAUUAUUGGGCAUGGCUUUGAGACGUUGUUUAUCAGAUUUAUUGAAUACUGAAAUUUGUCGUGGUAAAUUUCAUGUUUCUCACAAAUUUUCAAAGGAAGUUGUGGCACCAGGAUAUCCCUUUCAUCACAGUUCUACGGGGAAUGAAAACAUCGCAGGAGAGAAUGGCAGUAGAAACAUCUCUCAUACGGAUACUUACGUAAAUUUUACCUCCGUGUCGAGUGACGUCGAAUGUGAAGUAAAGAGAACUAUUUCAACUGACAAAGUUGUAAGCAGUGUUGUAGAAGAUUUGGGUCCAAAGGAAUCAGUUUCUGGCAGGUACAUAUAA
Molecule: messenger RNA, 3119 nt
Organism: Zootermopsis nevadensis
Lineage: Eukaryota; Metazoa; Arthropoda; Insecta; Blattodea; Termopsidae
Source: RefSeq, a predicted model, not a curated record